Solanum tuberosum (potato) is the source of this 1118-nucleotide messenger RNA. RefSeq lists its product as uncharacterized. Bases 302 to 802 code for a protein of 166 amino acids. The transcript is spliced from 5 exons. NCBI's taxonomy places the organism in Eukaryota, Viridiplantae, Streptophyta, Magnoliopsida, Solanales, Solanaceae. The record is from RefSeq and is a predicted model, not a curated record.
AUUUUAUAUACAACUUUGCCAUCUUCAACAGCCCCGUGUGGGUCCAUCGUCGACGCCUUCGCCUUCGCCGUCCACAAUUACCGAAUCACAGGCAACCUAACAAAAAAAUCACACAAAACUCCGAUCGACGACGACAACGCCGGUGGACAGCGACGGCGGGGCUUUACCUUCAUCCUAUAGAUCCACAAAUCAAAGCCUCCUCGGCGUCAAUUGGAAGAAAUCAAGUCUAGAUUCUAGAAGCUUCCGGUAAAUUAUCAAAUCUCCGUCCGUUUGGUUAUCUAUCUCUCAAUUAUCUCAUCAGAUGAACGAAGUGCUUACAGCUUCCGAUGCAUCUUCAAGUGCGCGGUCGUAUGCGUCGUCGAUUUCACCUGUCAAUGUUCCCCUCUUUUCUGCUUUACUUGCCUGUGCUAUUGCACAAUUCCUCAAGCUGUUCACCACCUGGUACAAGGAGAAGAGAUGGGAUUCAAAAAGGAUGCUUAGCUCAGGUGGAAUGCCAUCAUCACAUUCAGCAACAGUUACUUCACUGAUAAUGGCAAUUUAUUUACAGGAAGGAGCUGGAGGAUCUGUCUUCGCGAUUGCUGUGGUUUUGGCAUGUGUUGUAAUGUAUGAUGCUACCGGUGUUAGGCUUCAUGCUGGGCGCCAAGCUGAAUUGUUGAACCAGAUAGUGUGUGAAUUGCCUCCCGAGCAUCCUGUUGCCAAUGUUAGACCUCUGCGAGAUUCGCUUGGUCACACUCCCCUUCAGGUUCUUGCCGGUGCAGUGCUGGGAUGUGUAGUGCCAUUUCUGCUGAGAAGCUCAAUCUAGAGUUCAACUUUAUCAUCUCCCUUCAAAUACUCAGUAAAUAUCGACAAGGUUCCAAGCUAUUAAAGCUGGAAUCAACAUCACUACCAAGGGAGAGUCCAUGCGAAUUCAUCCUUUCUUCACUUGUUGGUGGGGUGGGAGUGGGGGGUAGUGUGUAUUGUUCGUGAUUGUGACAACUCAAUCACCUGUACUUUUUUAGUUUAUUAUCUAACUUUCAAGCCAUUUAUUUAUAAUUGUUGAAUACUAGCUUGGUUAUUAUAUGCAUCAAUCUUCAAAAUGAAUGAGAAUCUGAGACGAAAACAACUUUACUGUUGAUACA